GAACGGAUGGGAGUUGCUCACUGGUUUCUUGCAGAUGUUGCGGUCAGGUUUCGAAAUAAGAUUCAAGUUAGGGAAUAGAAGUCCUGCACACUUUUGUCUCGUAGUGCGACUCAAACUGAAACGAAAAUGAGACGGGAAAGGUUUGUGGGGAGUUUUGACUGGGGUGAUAUUUGGAUGCACUUGCUUCUGUGCUGUUUAUUCAGGACGGGGACGCUGUACAAUCUGGAUUCGGAAAAUCCUGUACUGGUGAAAGGACCUGCAGGGACAUUGUUUGGUUAUUCGGUACUGUUACACAGUUACAGAGACGAAAAGUGGUGUGUUGUUGGUGCUCCAAAAGCAAAUACAUCCUUCGGUGAUACAGUAAGCCCUGGAAUUAUUUACAAAUGCCGAAUCGACCACAAUGCUAAUCAAACUUGCGAAGAACUACAUUUAGGUAUUCCUGAAGGAAAAUCAUGUGGACCUGAUUGUAAGGAAGAAAAAGAUAAUCAGUGGCUUGGUGUUAGUUUGUCAAGACAGCCAAAGAAAGAAGGUUACAUACUGGCCUGUGCGCAUCGCUGGAAAAAUGUAUACUACCAGGCAUCAGAUAAACGGCCUCUUGGGUUAUGUUUUAAAAUUCCAACUGACUUGCAACCUUCUCAAGAUUUGCCACUGAUACCAUGUUUUAGAGAAUGUCGAUGGAAUGAUAAUGAAAAAGGAAGAUGUCAGGCAGGAAUUGCUAGCUUUCUGACUGAGGAGUUAAUCAUAAUGGGAGCUCCUGGAUCUCGUUUCUGGACUGGAACUGUUGCUGUCAAAAAUGAAAAGACAGAUUCUUUGCUCUUUUACAAAGAUGAUGAAAAUAUAGUUCAAUAUGGAAGCUACCUAGGUUAUGCUGUUAGUGCAGGACACUUUACUUCUCCAAACAGCACAGAGAUUGUAGGAGGGGCACCUCAGCAAGAAUUAACUGGUCAAGUCUACAUUUUUGAACAGCACGAACAGACUUUGAAAAUCAUUUUCACAGCAAAGGGUAAAAUGCUUGGUUCAUACUUUGGCUCAUCGGUUUGUGCAGUGGAUCUGAAUUCAGAUGGCCUCUCGGAUCUGUUAGUGGGAGCCCCUAUGUACAGCAUAAUCAGAGAGGAAGGAAGGGUGUAUGUCUACUUGAAUACAGGAUUGGGAGUGAUGAAGGAGCUGGCGAUGGAGUUAGUUGGAAGAAAUUCUUAUGCAGCAAGAUUUGGAGAGGCAAUCGUCGACCUUGGAGAUAUUAAUGAUGAUGGACAUGCAGAUAUAGCAAUUGGAGCACCCCAAGAAGAGGAUCAGCAGGGAGCUAUUUAUAUUUAUAAUGGAAAUGAGGAGGGGAUAUUGUCCAUCUUUUCUCAACGAAUCCACGGACUACGGAUUAAUAAUGCUUUGCGUGCAUUUGGCCAAUCCAUCUCUGGAGGUAUCGAUAUUGAUAAUAAUGGUUAUUCAGAUGUAGCUGUUGGAGCCUUUAUGUCUGAUACUGUUGUGUUGCUCAGGAGCAGGCCUGUUGUGGUUCUUGAUGCUUUCCUGCAGCUACCUCCUUCAAUCAAUCGUACAAAAAUGGAAUGCUUUGAGAAUGGGAAGCCUGUUGUAUGCAUCAAUGUUUCUGUGUGCUUUAGUAACAAAGGAAAGAAGAUUCCUGGUCAUAUAGUGUUGCGCUACAACAUAAGUACAGACGUCAAAAGGAGAAAUGGUUUUCCUUCGAGAUUUAUCUUAAUAUCUGAUGGCAACUUGACUACUAGUUCAGGACAAAUUGCACUCUAUCACAAUAUCAUUAAAUGUAACGCUCAUCAAGCACUUAUGAGGAGGGAGGUCAGGGAUAUUUUGACACCAGUUUACUUUGAAGUAUCAUAUUUCCUGGAAAAACAUAUUACUAAGAAUGAAUCGACAGAUGCUUUCCGACCACUCCAACCUGUUUUGCAGAAAAAAGGAAACCAAACAAAUGAAGUCAAAAAUAAGACCUAUUUUGAGCGAUAUUGUGCAUUUGAAAAUUGUUCUGCUAACCUCCAGGUUUCUGGAAAACUGCUGCUAACAGGGUCCCAAGUAAACAAAUCCUAUCUGGCAGUUCAAGAGGCAGAGAAGGUUGUUUUGAAUGUAUUGCUAUUCAAUGCAGGGGAUGAUGCAUACUCAACAACUCUCACUGUUAAAUUUCCCAAAGACUUACAUUUCAUAAAAAUAGUUGAAGUGGUGGAGAAGCAUGUAAUGUGUAAUAUUGUCAGUGAUGAAAAUUCAACAAGUCUGGAAUGCAUCAUCGGACAUUUGUAUCUCGAUUUUUUAUCAAAGGUGGAAUUAAAUGUUUUUCUAGAUGCCAGUAGCUUCACCAGAGCAGAGGAAGACAUUGUCAUCACUGUUAAUGCGACUUGUGAAAAUGAAGAGAGUCUGGAGUUACUUGAAGAUAACUUUAUUACUCUGAACAUGCCCUUAAAAUAUGAGGUUAAUGUUGCUCUCCAUGGAUCCGUAUAUCCUCCCUCAUUUCUGUAUGAGGGGGUAACAGAUGAUGACACAAUGACAUUUACUUUCAAUGAUCCACCUUGCACAUAUCAGAAUGUCAAUUAUUCAUUCCAGGUUACUAACAUGGGGAACAGCAUUGCUCCUGGUCUUGAACUACAAAUUACACAGCCCAACACACUGCGAACAAAUGACUUCAAGUUGUUUGAAAUUCUUGAUGUAAAGACUGAUAAAGGAGAAUGUCGAUUUGAACAUUAUGUGGCAAACUGUGCUGAAAUGCAAAAUGUAACAAUAUUUCAUCAAGUGUUUAAUUUUUUCAAGAAGCUUGGAAGAAAAGUACUGUCCUGUUUCAGACAUGGAAUUUCCUGUUUAAGUAUCACAUGCCAGUUAGGAGAUAUUGAACAUGGAAGAGCUGUAUCCAUUCAUGUUGCAAUGAGACUCAAUUAUGCAUUUUUGGCAUCGGAUUCUGCUGCUUCAACAAUUUUUACUACAGAAGCUGUGGCAUCAUCAGGGCAGAAUCCCAAAGUUAUUGAAAAAGGAGGAGGCACAAGUAUAACUGUUAUAAUGGAAGCAAUUUAUAAUACUAAACCAAAAUUUAAAGUAGCAGUAUUGACUUUUGGACUGAGUUUGUUAUUGGGGAUUUUGAUAUUGGCUACAUUCAUUUUUAUGCUUUGUAAGUGUGGAUUCUUUAAAAGAUCUUUGAAAACCAAACUAAAUAAAGAAAUGAGAAAAACAAAUCUGGAAGAAAUUUGGAUGCCAAUAAGUCAAGAGGAAAAUGAUGACAAUUUAAUAGAUGAAACACUUGCAUGCAAAUCAAUAUUAAGAAAAACGUGAGAAAUGCAAAUGAAACAGCAUAGACAUUACUUAAAAACUGGAAAUGGGUACUUAUGUAUAUUUCAGUGAAGACAUCUGAAAAUUGUACCAUAGAUGAUUGUGCAGGAAUUCACGAAGAUGUAUUCCAUAUUAUAACUUGUAGAGUCUAAACAUGCGCUACUUUGUGCAUACAACAAUUUUAAGUUGUUUCUCUUUGAACAGAUAUUUUCCACUGUAUUGAUCAAGACAGUAUUACUUCUAUGAGGUAUAUUUCAAUCUAACCUUGAAUUUAAAACAAACAACUCUAGUUUAUCGAUAAAUACAUUUUCCCAACUUAAAACCAAAAAAAGUGAAAUUUCCUAGUAGACAGAAUUUUACAUCUUCCCACUGAUAAAAGUGAACAAAUUAUUAUGUUCAUUAUUUGAGAUUGCUGCAUCUGCUAAGAUUUUCUCCUCACUCUGAAUAUGGAACUAGUUUUUAAUAUAUGAAGGAACAAACUGAGAGAUGAUGUUCUUGAAAUGUUUUUCUUUGUUAUGCAGUGCAGAAUGAGACUUGUCAUCUCAUCAUGCUAAUGCUGGCUCUUUGAAAGUUAUCCAGUUACUGCUAUUUUAUUUUAUCUGGGUUCUGCAAACUUGGUUAUUUAAGCACAUUCCUAGUUAAUUUUGAAAAGUUUUUGUCAAUUCUGCUUCCAUGGCACUUAAAGGUCUGUAUCAUAACUGCUUGCUUUUUAAGAAGAUAAUCCCUCUGCUCUGUGAUUCUUUUAAAAGGUGCUUUAAAUCUGUUUUCUACGGUUACCAAUGUUCCUGAUUUAUUCUGUACAAACCUUGCUUCAGGUAAUAAAUAGUGAGGAAGACAGUAGAAGUCUUCAAGAGAACAUUGACAGUGUUAGAAUGGAUAAAUGGUAGUUGAAAUACAAUGCAGUAAAAUGUGAAGUGGUCUGUUUAACAAAGAAAAAUGAAGAAAGAAGGUGCUGAAUGGUAUCUUUAAAGGGUAUGAAAGAGCAGAAAUAUUUGGGGGUGUUUGUGUGUUUAAAAAAUGGUAAAACGGUAACAAAGAAGUUCAUAUGUAAGAUAUUAAGCUUCAUAAACAAUGGCAUGGAGUACAAAAGCACCUAAGAUGCUAUGCUAAAUUUACAUAAAAUAGUUGAUCAUCCCAAGUUGUAGUAUCAGGCUUUAGGAAGAACAUGAAAGUACAGAGAGAUGUACUAGAAUGGGUUCGGGAAUGAAAGGUUAUGUCGAUGGUUCUGGGUUCUUUGAGUGUGGACUGGGAAAAGAUUUGUUGGUGUGUUUAAAACUGAGAUUAGGCUAAGUAAAAAGGAACAGUUUCCAUUAUCAAUAAGAAAGCAUAGAUUAAUGUCUUUGGCAAAGAAAGCAGACAUGAAGAAAAAUGUUUUACUCAUUUGAUAAUUAGGAUUUGGAAUGCCUUACCUGAUAGGGUGGUGGAUAAAUAUUCAAGAGGGGAUUGAAAAAGAACAUAAAACAGAAAAUAUUGUAGAGAUUUGAAAAGAACUGGGAAGCAGGACUAACUGGAUUGUUCUUGAAACAGCCAGCAUAGACAUGAUGGAACAGAUGAUUUCCUAAUCUACACUAGUGUAUGAAAUCUCCCCUUUACACUCUGCUUUAAGGGGAAUCCCAUCCCUCUAGUCAUUUACCCCAGAUGUGAUUUAAUCUUUUUUCUAAAAUAAACAACCUCUUUUUGUUUUACAAAAUCCACUAGGUAGAAAAAUCAACUUUCAAACCAGCUGUCAUGCUUAGUGGUUGAGUGUUUAAUUAAAAUAAUGACCAUUAUAUUGAGCCUGUACAUUCCUCUUUACUGUCUAAUUGGAUGUCUGAAUGGAACCCAUCUUGAGUUUUUGCAUAAUUGGAAGUUUGAAAUCAGUGUAUUCCUCGAAAAUGUUGUGGCCAUGCUUUCAUCACUGUUUGAUACAAAAGUGGAAUACUUCACUAUCAGUUGUACAAUAUUGUCUUAUCCAAAUUCAUAUCAGUUGUCUUGAUUAUUGCAGCCAGCUCAAAUGCAUUCCGUUCUCAUAAUUCCUCUUCUGGAAAUCUGCUUUCCAGAUGGUCAUAUAGCUAUUGAAUAAAUUGAAGGAUUACAGCAGUGACCACAGAGCAGCCAGAACCUUAACUUCACCACUCCAAUAACCAAAUUCACUUAAAUAUUGAGUACAGUAUUCAGUUUAUUGGUCUUGGCAUUUGCAAAUUGUCUAGCUUUAGUUGCUGUCAAACAUGCUUCUCUGCAAGAAGUAAAAACAAAGAACUGCAAAUGCUUGAAAUCUGAAACAAAAACAGAGUGUGCUGGAGAAACACAGCAGGUCUGGCAGCAUCUAUUGAGAGAAAAGGAUUUUUUUUGAGUUCAGUGACCCUUUGUCUCAAUAGAUGCUGCUAGAUCUGAUCUAUUUUAUCAUCAUUCUGUUUUAGCUUCUUUGCAAGACUUUGCAAGGUGAACGAGUCAAUGUCAAUGUAAUGCAAUAUUAUAGCUUUGAGAGAAUUUCAGACCAUUUACUCACUUGUGUUCUGCGUACUUGAUCAAGACAUUGUAGUUUUGCAUUAGUACAUUCGCUGCAAGAUCUUGACAGCCACCUCACUUCAUUCCGAGAUUUAAAUGCCACUGUAUCAAACUGUGACUUCGGAAAAAUCUUCAAAUUGUCCUUUCUUUACAGUUGAUCUGCUGAACACUGUAUAUACUGGUUUAAAAACAUUUCAGUAUCUUACCUAAUUGCUGCGUGCAUCCAAAUAACAUCAAUUCCCAGAUCGUAUCUGUGAGCAACACAAUACUUUUCCAACAAAUGUCUGAUCUCAUCUUCUCCAUUUUUUUUUCCAAGCAUAACAUCAGUGUUCACAUAAAAUUGUUUAAUUGCUGUCUUUUGCAAGCUGUCAUUUAUAAAAUUGUAUCAAAGUCAGUCUUGUAAGCAAGUUCACAGUCUGGUUGAAACUUGAUGUACAAAAUCAAUUUUUUCAUACUGAAAUGUCUGUAAUUUUGUUCAUUAUCAAUAUGUGAAAAAACGAUUCAUACAAUUUUUUAAGAAUUGUCUCUGUAUGGCAAAGCCAAUAUACUCUACAAAUUGCUGCAUAUUUCACCACAUGAUCAUCAAUGUCUUCAUGAAAAGCUUGGGUACAUUGAUCUUUAUUGCAAGUAUAACAUUAUCAAUGACAAUUUUCUUGACAAUUCCUGGCAAGUGGAGGAUUCUGCGAUUCAUGAGUUGUGCAUUGGGCAAUAUUCCAUGGAGUUCUGGAGCAGGAUGCCUUCAUUCGCUUUUCGGAUAUGACCACCUGUUGCGAACAAUCACAGGGUAUGCAUUACUUUCACUUUGCUGGUCAGUCCUGCAGUUUCCUCGUAACCAGUCAGAGGAUGAUUAAAAGUCAGUUAGUCAGUGAGCUGGUCUGUCCUUAGUCAGGGCUGAGCCACAGUCAGAUCUGAGAGUCUAUUCACUUGAAGUCAAGGAAUGUUCUCGGGGGUCACUGUGUGGUGGACAGGUUCGGUAAGCCAAUUGUGAGGUUUGGAGACAGCAUGCUGGGAUGAACAAAUGACAAUAAUUAUGAAGUGGGGGUGACUCAAUAUUCAAGGGUGGGAGAUGAUGGAGUUUUGGAAGGCACAUGUGACUGCAUGGGUGUCACUGACAAUUAGUGUUACCCUUACUUUCAUGGGGGUGACAGUGCAUCAUGAUGGUUGGUACAGUUAUGUCUGAGCUCAGGGGAGCAAAGAGUGGAGAUUAAGAUUUUAAAAAAGGGUUAGCUGGGAAUGUGCUGAAACUCAGAUCCAAUUGGGUUGACAGGGAGUGGAAGGAAGGAAGGAAUAUUAAGGUUUAGGUUUCACCAUCACAUCCUGAGUUGGGAAAGUAGGUAAUUUUCUAAAUGAGGGAGUGGGUUCUUACAUGAACCCUUUUAAGGAGCAAUUGCAUUAAUAAGGCAUUUACAUAGGAACAGUUAAGGACAGAGAAUCAGAGAACAGUUAAUCAGAGAAUUGUCCAUGUGAACUGCUUAGUUUUAAAUGAACUUAAGAAUAAAUCUAAAUAAAAUUGAGUAUUUUACUUCAAACUUAGUGAGAUAAAUUAGGAGGAAUAAGCAUAAAUAUAAAAGCAGUUCCAAAUUGCAAUGUUGCUUCUAAUGAGUUUUGACUGAUGCAAAUGAGUUUUGACUGAUAGUGAAGUAUUCCACUUU
Chiloscyllium plagiosum (whitespotted bambooshark) is the source of this 7412-nucleotide messenger RNA. It is a transcript of the gene itga4, whose product is annotated as integrin alpha 4. The record is from RefSeq and is a predicted model, not a curated record. Lineage: Eukaryota; Metazoa; Chordata; Chondrichthyes; Orectolobiformes; Hemiscylliidae. Gene Ontology annotation, biological process: integrin-mediated signaling pathway; cell adhesion mediated by integrin; cell-matrix adhesion. Gene Ontology annotation, cellular component: integrin complex; external side of plasma membrane. Gene Ontology annotation, molecular function: integrin binding.